Molecule: messenger RNA, 572 nt
Organism: Penaeus vannamei (Pacific white shrimp)
Lineage: Eukaryota; Metazoa; Arthropoda; Malacostraca; Decapoda; Penaeidae
Source: RefSeq, a predicted model, not a curated record
GCGAGCAUACAGGGAAGUUUCGAGAGGAAAAGAUGUUGAAGUGGUAUCGAGAUAAUUUUUGCGGGUUGUUGUUUUUAAGCGUUUUUCUCCUGAUUCCACUUCUGACUUUCAUACCAGUCCUUCGUCCCAGCGGCCAAGGAAGUGCAACAUUCCUAAGGCAAUUUGGAGAUGAAAAGAAGUCAGACAGACACGCAGACACGACGACCAGCGAACAGGAGCAAAAGUUCGCCUUCGCGGAAACGAGCAAACCACAGGAGUCGUACACGGGUCCCAGAUUUCACGAGAACACGGACGCGCUCCUCAGACAGGUCGAGAGCGACGUCUACCACACCAGGCAGUUCGUUUUAGCGCAGCUCCGACGAUUGCAGACUCAAGCAGCAAGCGAAACUACUCGGAAAAACUUCAUCAAUGUUAUCGAGGAUGUUAAACAUUAUUUCAGCGUGACGCAAUCCGACCUCUGGAGGUUUCGCAAGAGUCCGGUCUUCACGCUUGGCAGAAGAGUGAGGCGGAGAAAACUUACCAGUCUGGUGCAAAAUCGGAUUCCACGCGUUGCAGAAUCCCGCGGAUUGUAA